Purpureocillium takamizusanense is the source of this 3464-nucleotide messenger RNA. RefSeq lists its product as uncharacterized. Bases 400 to 2835 code for a protein of 811 amino acids. The record is from RefSeq and is a predicted model, not a curated record. The transcript has 3 exons. NCBI's taxonomy places the organism in Eukaryota, Fungi, Ascomycota, Sordariomycetes, Hypocreales, Ophiocordycipitaceae.
CGAUGCGGGCAGCGAGAUUGCCGCCUAGGCUUUGCAUCGAUUGCUCGACACUUGGCCCCGAGGGAGCAUCAUACCGUACGCGCAACUGUCACGCCUCUCCCGCGGUGGGGCGUUGCAUUUGCCAGUUACCCCAAGGAAGCCAUCCCGAGGCGUGCCUAGGGUUACGUGUGACUGGGCAUGACGGCCGCAAAGCUCCUUGCCGAGUGAGUCCCUUUGUCUUGGGCUGGAGAAAGCGUUGGCAUCGAAAGCUCUAGAGCCAGCUCCGCCCGCACGCCCACCCACACAACAGGGACCCCCACCGCCGCCGACUUCCGCUAUUCUGAUUCCUGACCUCGACCCACGCCCAGCGACCGACUUUUGACCUUGACAAGCACAGCAUCGCAGGGCCUGCACUGCACCAUGGCGCCGCCGAACGGCUCCUCCAAGCCUCGCAAGGCUGGGGUCCCCAAGCAGCCGGCCAAGCCUGUCGUGCCUGCCCUGCCGCUGCCCUACGUCAAGCGUCAGGCCGCGACGGCUGCAGCUGCCGCGGCAGCGUCCAAGACGGCUUCCCCACGACGGAUGGCUGCCGACGCAGAGGACCCAAGGCGGGAUCCCGGCGGAGCCCAGGUGAAAGCGGCCAACCAAUCCUCAAGUCUGGGAACGCAGCAGCGUGACGAUGAUUCAUCACCGGGCAAUAUGGGGGAGACUGGGAUCAAUGGCGUCGUGAGCCAUGCCGUGGAGUCAGACGGCCACGAACAGAUGGUUGCUUCUGCCGUAGCAGUUCCUGCUUCAGUCAGUCAACCAAAAUCCGAGUCUGCUCACGACUCCGCCGAGGCGCAGGCGGCUAGCGGUCCGAUCCCGCUGCCCAACCCUGAUCGCCGCUCCGAGACAGCUGUCGCCUCGAGGGCUGCGUCUGCGAACAGUGGACACACGCCAAAGCCAGUCGCGCAGUACGACGUCCACUUGACCAAGUCUCGACCUCCCCAAACCGUUUCGCCGACCCGAUACCAGAUGCCCCCUCCCUUCCAGCCUGGUAAUCGUCCGAUGGGUGCCAUGGUGAAUGGAGAUGCGCCUCGAGGCCCUUGCCCACACCCGCCGAGCGGGACGCACCAUAUGCACCAACCGCACCCCAGCAAUGGGAGCAUCCAUUUUGGAGCCUUCCAUGGCUCUCAACACUCUUCUCCCGCGCCGCCUCACUCUGCUGGAAUAGCACCACCCCCCGGUAUGACUGGUCCAGAUGGCCACCCCGGAUUCUUGGGGCCUGCGAGCAAUGGGUUCCCACCAAUGCUGCCGUACGCCGGAGACUUGAUGCAGCCUGCCAAUUUUGACAACUAUGGCCGUCCAGCCAUGACUUAUGGACAUAUUGACCAGUAUCAUCCAUACGGAACCAGCUUUGCCCCCUCGACACCCCACAGUUUCCGUGACUCGCAAUCUUCCGGACACCCUGACGAGAGCGGCAUCUAUGGGAACCAAUUCCCACCAGGAAACCUCCGCAAUGGUGUUGUCAUGCCUGGUGAUGACAUGCGCUCCCAGACCCCGCAAACGCGAAUGUUCGGACCUCCUGACUACCGCAUGAUGCACGAUGCUGGUCACCCGUCUAUGAUGCCUCAUGGCGAUCAUGCUGAUGGCCUGGUCGGAUACUUGCAACAACAGUUUGCUUCCCCAGAGCUCGCCGACUGCACGCUAGAGCUCCGGUACGCGGACGACAGGGCAAGACCAGUCAGAAUCCCUGGGCAUCGAAUGAUAUUUGCCAGAAGCCGUCAGCUUUCUGAAUUGCUUCGCGGUCAAGUUUCCCAGCCAGACGCUCCGGAGACCACCUCGCAGACCUUGCUCCUCGAAAGUGGCAACAAGUGGAUUCGCUCUGAUGCCUUCUAUAUGGCAGUUCAGAGACUCUAUGGUCUGCCGCUGCUGCCGAUGCCCCCCCCUCGAGGUCUCGACUCUGCUGAGAUGACCGAGGCCGGUUCCGCCUCCGAACGAUUCGAAUUUGCCCUCUCAUACGCUGCCGCAGGCAGCCUUUUGGACUGGGUCCCUGUUCUCAGGCGAGGUUGCGAGGUCGCAACCCAGUUACUGAUGUGGCAAACCAUGGAGAAGGGGCUUGAAUUCGCGCUCGACGGUCACACUGAUAAUGGCACUCGCGAAUCGUACAAGUACGGUGAUGGAUCGCGGGCUUUGUUGAACGCAGUGGUCACGUACAUUGUUCACAACCUACCGCCCAGCUUCAACCUCGAUGCCGCGGCAGACCCACCAGAAGGCUACGCUCUUUUCCCGGCGCACCCGCUUUUCUCACUCUCCCCGACAGCGGGCAAGGCAGACCAAAUGCCGACGCCUCCUAUUGCACGAGGCUCGUCCGUGCAGCUCGUCAAGGGACGACGCUCACAGCAGAUCACAAACAUCCAAUUCGGUGACCUGGCGCUAUCGGACGGUCAGGUCGAGCCUGAUUCUGAGACGCCAAAGGCAACGCGGCAGGCUCAACCCGUAUCGCAUGCUAUUCUAUCCCGCGUCAUGCUCAACCUGCCUUUUUCGCAGCUCAAGAUGAUACUCGAAUCGUCCGGGUCUGGAAACGUCAAUGGUUGGGCGACCAGCGAGACUCGGUAUCGGGUCAUCAAGCGCGUCGUUGAGGAACGUGAAAUGCGUCGCCUUCGCGCUGUUGACGCAAUUGUGAACGGGCAGAUCGCGGACUCCGACGCGAUCCGUGUGGGUCUCCGCAACCCAAUUCCGCAAGAUCUCGGCAGAUGGACAGCUCUGGGAUGGCAGGAAGAGCUGCUACCCUUUGGCAACCCCGAUGGCCCUUCCCUGGGACGGAAAUGGGUUCCUCUGAUGGAUGCUCAACCUUUGCCAGCUGCCGAGUAUCCAUGAAGUGCCAUGCCUCGGGGUUUACGAAUGACGACGUUAACACUCAUGAGAUGGUGCAUUAUGCAAUUGGCACGACGCGGACAUCGUGGGAGCGGCAUAUCGACGGGGGGCUACCUUUUGAGGCGCCCUGUUCGUUUCGUCUGAAGCUUACUGUGCUACUGAGUACAUAUCGACUUGAAUCCAGGUCCUGGCUUCUGGAGAGCCCUUUCAGGCGAGGAUUUGCAACAACAGCUACGCUCGACUUGACAAUACGUGCAGGCUGAGAGUUAUCAGCAGAGCCAGCAGCCCUCAUGUCAACUCGGACCGGCGACAGAGGGCGAUGACACUGGCCGCGUGUGGGGAUGAACCGCAGGGCUAGCGAGCGGCCAGCACGAGUGGCCGGCGGAAGGGUGUGAUUGUACGGCGAACGACGGCAGAUGCUGACGGGUAGCAUCUGCGAAAUCUGGAAGCAGGAGGGUCGUGCCAACGCGCAACGAUCACAGACGGCCAACACAUAGUGGAAACUGAGAUGUUGAAGGCUUGGGUUGGUCUCACAAAGUCGUAUUUGAAUGGACAGGGUGAUGGCUUGGGCUUGCGAGGAUACGACCAAGCCAAGAAGCACUUUGCACGCGAGCAAGAAAAGUAAGAAGAAA